AUGGUGAACAAUCGUAACGAAGUAAUGGCAAACGAAGAAGAAGCUGCACCGACGUCAUCUUGUUUUGGUUCUUGUCAGCAGCAGCAGCAGCAAGUUGCGAGCAACGACGACGACAUAGACGCCGGUGAGAACGACGACGAAGACGCCGGCGAGAACGACGAUGAUAAUGGCGAUGAUAAUGGCGACGAAGACGCCGACGAUGAGCGCGACGAAGACGCCGACAAUAAUGAAGAUUCCAUCGCGGAAGUAGACUACGGGGGCGGAACUGUAAAUGUUGCGCAAAAAAAUAGUAGUAAACAGGACAGCACCAACAACGAGCGCAGCAACAGUGACGUCGAUGACACCGUCAAGCGUCACAACGACAGCAGUGCUAUUCCCGCCACAUCCGACAGUGCUGCCGAUGACGAGAGAAGCAAACAAAUCAUAAUAGCGGAUCUACAAGAUAGACAAAACAAAUGGCACCGACACGUGCACGUGAGAGACCUGAAAAGACUACGACCAGACGAUCAAAACAACGACAAGGAAAGCGAUAACGAAACAGAGACGGACGAGAACGAACCACGAGCAACAUCAACAAUACAGAACAAGAGCGGACAUCAGAAAAACAACAACUCCCGGGCUAUAAAAGCAGCGGGAAAAAUCGUCUCAGCACCAUUCGUCACAAUGAGUGCCGAACAAGCUAUCACGGAAAGAUACUCCGAAAUGCCAGACGAGACUCUCGAAACACUCUUCGAGAGCAUAAUCCACCUCGUGGAUAAGCAAACAGCAUCGCCGGAACCAAAACCGGCUAAAAACCGGCGCCAGGUCCUAAAAGAUCUCUUCGGGGAUUCAGACCUCGACGAGGACCUCGACGGGCCAAAAUCAACGGCCCCCGCCAAGGCGAUCCCUGAGACGGCGAGAAAAAUUCGCCGACUGACGGCGCCGGACAUCAACGCCCGCCGAGCAGCACCGGGGACGCGGAUUCGGGCCACUGCCUGGCCAUACCCAGCCCGGAUUCAGGCACCCGCCACCACAGGCACGGCGAACAUCAUCACCGCCGCCCCUGCCGAGCCACCAGCUCCGUCCGGUACCAAGGUGGAGAUCCAGCCGGGGAGAUUCGUCGACGUGCCACACAAGGCCCGGCACGUCUGGCGAAAAUUCAAGGCGGACUUGCACGAUGGCCGAUGGAUCCUACGCUUCGGCGGCCAAGGACGCCUGAAGACGUGUAGGAACACGUCUUUCCCCUAA
Pseudomyrmex gracilis is the source of this 1227-nucleotide messenger RNA. Its product is annotated as nonsense-mediated mRNA decay protein 2-like. The record is from RefSeq and is a predicted model, not a curated record. NCBI's taxonomy places the organism in Eukaryota, Metazoa, Arthropoda, Insecta, Hymenoptera, Formicidae. The transcript is spliced from 5 exons. Bases 1 to 1227 code for a protein of 408 amino acids.